Aspergillus eucalypticola CBS 122712 is the source of this 1254-nucleotide messenger RNA. RefSeq names its product Elongator subunit IKI1. Gene Ontology annotation, cellular component: cytosol; elongator holoenzyme complex; nucleus. NCBI's taxonomy places the organism in Eukaryota, Fungi, Ascomycota, Eurotiomycetes, Eurotiales, Aspergillaceae. Bases 1 to 1047 code for a protein of 348 amino acids. The record is from RefSeq and is a predicted model, not a curated record. Gene Ontology annotation, molecular function: tRNA binding. Gene Ontology annotation, biological process: tRNA wobble uridine modification. The transcript is spliced from 3 exons.
AUGGCGCCCGCAAGCACUUCUCACCGACAGACCCAUAAUUUGCUCUUGAUCUCAAAGCUUCUUAGCCUGAGGGACACUGCAUCACCGCUUACUUUGGUCUUGGACUCACUAGAGCAGCCCGCGACCCCACUGACCAAAGAAUACAUUCGACGUGCAAAGCUUUCCAGGACUCAUGUAACCCUCCUUGCCUUUGAAACAUUGAAAGCCCCAGACGGUGUCGAUGCAUUCAUCUCCGCUCGCCGGAAGAGUCCUUUGGAAAUUCUAAGAGCAGUUGGCGCUGCUUACCAAAAUGUCUCGUCGAACAGCCCUUCUCGAAGGAGACUCAUCCUCAUCGACGCCAUUAACCCGCUUCUACACUCGAAAAAGAAUGACCCUCAGUUCCAUAUAUCACAGUUCCUCAGCUCCUUCCUGAUCCCGUCGAAUCCCACGGCUCCCAAGGUGGACGUGUCGCUCGUGGUAAACUUCCAUCAGGAUGUUCCCAGCCCACCUGCUCUCUCGCCUUACGCACCUUCGCCCCUCUCGAUGCUGACGUACCUUGCAACUACAAUCAUCACACUCCAUUCAUUCUCGCAUAUUCUCGCGCAGAAAGCGGCACGCGAUCGGAGUUUGGCCGCGCCUGUUUUUGGUCUUGAAGAAGAGCAAGAUGGCGUGCUCCUUGGCCGACUAGACAAACCGAGUGGCCACGACGCAUCAGAGGGGAUUGUACUUGAGCUGGAGCACCGCAGAAAGAGUGGUCGUGGCGUUCUGGAAUGGUACUUCCUUCCUCCCGCUUCUCGUUACCCUCCCCAAUACCUGAAGGAGAUCGUGACGUUGCUGGACGACCAUCCCUUGUACCGCCCGCCACAGGAGCCGGACGCUGGUGCAGGCGAAGAAGAACCCGAAUCAACAUUCGAACUGCGCCUUACCGAAAGACAGAGACGGGAUCGAGAGGGUGUGGUGCUGCCGUACUUCGAUGCCCAGCAGGGCGACGGUCCUGGUGAAGGAGGACGCAUCUUAUACGACAUGGGUGAAGAGGACGAUUUUGACGAAGAGGAGGAUGAAAUCUAGGUUUACUUGCUUCGAGUUAUUCAACACUCAGGCCCCUCAUAUACUGCACCAGGCACCAUUCGACCGUCUGCGGAUUCUCCUUAUGGAAACGUCAUUUGCAACACGGGCCAUGUGCGAUAAAAGGAUACGGAUUCGCUGUUCAAGCUCUUUACAACUAUGCGACGACUUAAGAUAUACAGUCCAACAGCUCUGCCAGAUAUUUGUUCG